AUCACUGGUGUCUCCAACUCGUUAGUGAGUUUCGCUUCAUCUUUUGCUGGAUUUUCGCGCAAAUUAUUCUUCGUUUUUGCGUCAUUUUCUUAAAUCAUCCCUUUUGGAGUCUCGCCAUUUAUCUGGUGGAUACAACUCAGGCUUCAAGAUGGCGAUGUCAGCAGUAUAUGUGUUAGACGUCAAGGGAAAGGUAAUAAUAUCCAGAAACUAUCGCGGGGAUAUCGACAAUUCUGCGAUCGACAAGUUUAUGCCAUUAGUGUUAGAGAAGGAGGAAGAAGGCGAUUCACAAUCUCCUAUCUGUGUUCAUGGAGAAGUGACCUUUGUGUACAUCAAAUACAACAAUUUGUACCUUGUGUGCACAACUAAAAAGAAUGCAAAUGUUGCUCUUAUUUUUGUAUUUCUACACAAGAUUGUGCAGGUGUUUACAGACUAUUUCAAAGAGCUUGAAGAAGAAAGUAUAAGAGAUAAUUUUGUCAUCAUAUAUGAACUGAUGGAUGAGCUUAUUGACUUUGGAUAUCCACAAUUUACAGAGACCAAGAUCUUGCAAGAGUAUAUUACACAGGAAGGUCAUAAACUGGAGUUAGCACCCAAACCUCCACCUGCGCUUACCAAUGCUGUUUCAUGGAGAGGUGAAAACAUCAAAUACAGAAAGAAUGAAGUAUUCUUGGAUGUUAUUGAGUCUGUUAAUUUGAUGGUGAGCUCAAGUGGAAAUGUACUUCGCAGUGAGAUUAUUGGUACAGUUAAGAUGAGGUGUUACCUGUCGGGUAUGCCUGAGUUGCGUUUGGGACUGAAUGACAAAGUCCUCUUUGAAAACACUGGUCGUGGUAAGAGUAAAGCAGUUGAACUUGAAGAUGUCAAAUUUCACCAGUGUGUUCGUCUGUCAAGAUUUGAAAAUGAUCGCACAAUCUCAUUCAUCCCUCCUGAUGGAGAAUUUGAGUUAAUGUCUUAUCGUCUUAAUACUCACGUUAAACCUCUGAUAUGGAUUGAAUCAGUGAUAGAACGUCAUUCACACAGUAGAGUUGAGUACAUGAUUAAAGCAAAGAGUCAAUUCAAGAGAAGAUCAACAGCCAACAAUGUAGAAAUUCUUAUUCCAGUUCCUCAAGAUGCAGAUUCACCAAAAUUCAAGGCAACUGUAGGCAGUGCAAAGUAUGCACCUGAACAGAAUCUUGUUAUCUGGAAUAUCAAAUCAUUCCCUGGUGGAAAGGAAUUCCUUUUGAGGGCACAUUUUAAUCUACCUAGUGUUGAAGCAGAGGAAACUGAAGGUCGUCCACCAAUCAAACUCAAGUUUGAAAUUCCAUAUUUCACUGUAUCUGGAAUUCAGGUUCGAUAUCUGAAAAUUAUAGAAAAGAGUGGUUACCAGGCCCUACCAUGGGUGCGAUACAUCACUCAAAAUGGAGAUUACCAACUUAGGACAACUUAGACUAUUAAUUACGUUUAUACUUUGGGACUUUGUGCUGUCAAAGAGAGGAUAGGUUUUAAAUCACACAUAAAAACCUUCUAGUAGUCAAUGACAAAUCAACUGUUAAUUGAACAAAUAAUUACUCAAUCCCUGUAAACCUUUUUGUUACUUAGGCUAUACCAAGGCUAUAUGUUAGUAAGGUAAGCUGCCCCAUUGAUACAUACCACAUUAACCAUUACUGGAGAAAAGGAAAGGACAGGUUUUCAUUGUAUGUAGGCAUCAAAAGCAUAUAGACAUAGUAAUAAAUGUUUCUAAAUUCAA
Molecule: messenger RNA, 1720 nt
Organism: Exaiptasia diaphana
Lineage: Eukaryota; Metazoa; Cnidaria; Anthozoa; Actiniaria; Aiptasiidae
Product: AP-1 complex subunit mu-1
Exons: 14
Coding region: 149-1420 (423 amino acids)
Biological process (GO): vesicle-mediated transport; intracellular protein transport
Cellular component (GO): clathrin adaptor complex; clathrin-coated vesicle
Molecular function (GO): clathrin-cargo adaptor activity
Source: RefSeq, a predicted model, not a curated record